UCAAAAUAUUUAGUCAAACAUGAACAUUUGACAUAAACUCUCGUGUAAUUCGGCUUUACUCUUCUUAUUCACCGAUAUCUAUAUUUUGUACAUUUUACUUCCAAGUGGUUUACUUAUAUUCACAGAACAAAACAGUACCUAUAUUAACACCUACCAUCAAUCUGAUUCUACGGUCAAUCCAGUAAGAUUAUGCUAGUCAAACAUAAGUGAAAGCGAAAUUUUCGUAAAUUAACAAGAAGUGGAUAAUCAAUUCUAGCACAGAGAAAUUUGUUCUAGCUUUAAAAGAAUGUCUACGACUUACUAUGAUUAUUAUGAUGGCAGUAAAAUAUUUCUAUUUGUUUCAAAUAGAAUUGGUCUUCCUAUAGAUCUUGUAAAUUUUUUGAUAGCACAAAUAGCUGCACUAUGCCUGGCCAGACUGUUUCGGAAACCAUUGAAACUUGCUUCACCAGAGUUUCGUCAUUCUGUGUGCCUUGUUAUAGGUUUGAUAAUGGGAUAUUUCUGCUUUGGAAAACAAGCAAUACAUUUAUCAGUUCUGCCUAUGUUAAGUUACACAUUGCUCAAGACUGUACCGCAACAUCUUAUGGGAAAUGUAAUACUGGCUGUAUCUAUGUUAUAUUUGUCUUGUUUACAUCUACACCGACAAAUAUACCACACUGCAGACUAUACGUUAGAUAUUACCGGUCCUCUAAUGGUGAUAACACAACGAGUAACGUCAUUGGCAUAUUCAUUACAAGAUAGCUUAACUAAGAAGGAAAUUAAUUCUAAUUCAACGAGUUGUUCAACGGAAAAAUCUGUGGUCGAGAAGACUCCUUCGCCUCUCGAAUAUUUUGCUUACACUUUGGCCUUCCAAACAUUGAUGUGCGGCCCUGUCGUAUUCUAUUCGGAUUACAUCAAUUUUAUAGAAGGCACCUGUGUUGAAGGGGUUGGAAAGGAUAAAAGUAGUACGGAACCUUCACCUCGUCGAGCUGUAAUAUACAAGGUGGGAGGAUCCGUGGCUGCUGCAGUGCUCUACCUGACGCUGGCGAAGAAAUACCCAUUAACAGUAUUAGAAGAGCUAACCGAUCCAACUUCUGAGGUGUCUCGGUCGUGGUCCGCAGUGUAUUUGCUGUGGUAUGCAUACUUGUCGACUUUAGUAGUUCGCUGCAAAUACUACCACGCGUGGCUGCUCUCCGAGGCCAUCUGUAACAACUCCGGCAUGGGCUUCAAUGGCUACGAUAACGACGGCACACCCAAAUGGGACAAAAUGUCCAAUAUUGAUGUGUUUGGAUUUGAGUUGGCGCAAAACUUCCGUACGGCAGUAGCGAGUUGGAACAAAAACACUAACGCAUGGCUACGCGGCGUGGCAUACUCGCGCGGCGGGGCUGCUUUUCGUACAGCGCGGGUAUACAUGCUAUCCGCUGUGUGGCACGGUUUCUACCCUGGCUACUACAUGACCUUCUUCGCCGGUGGAAUCUUCACGGUCGCCGCCAGGAACGUACGAACAGUGGUCCGCCCCAUGUUCCUGGAAAGUCGCCCUAAGAAGAUUUUCUAUGAUCUACUCACAUUCAUAACAACACGUGUUGCAAUGACGUAUGCCACGGUGCCAUUUAUUCUUCUACAUCUUGGACCUAGUCUCGCUUUCUAUGGGAAACUGUAUUAUUCAUUGCAUUUCAUUGCCUUAGGUGCAAUGCUACUGCCAUCGUCGAAAAGGCGCUCUCCUAGUGCCGCACAAUCAAACCAUGAGCUUCCACAAUUAUCUUCCAAAUCAAACAAAGAUAAUUUUUCUAUACAUGAAAUGAAUGGAGAUAGCAAUGGUAAUCUGAAAAUAUCUUAAUUGUGUAUUACAUUACGUUAUUGUAUAAGAAAAAUAUUUUUAACACACAAGUUGGAGGUGUAUUGAUAUCUGCAAUCUUUUUAAGUUAACGGGUGCCUACCCCAUUUCUACUCACUUUCAACAUAAUUGAUUUUCGAACUAUUGUCGCCAUAUUAUUAUAAUUCAUUCCUUUUUUCCUCGUAAACGAAUAUGCAUUUGAUAACUUAAAAUUUAAAUCAAAAAGCACAAAGAAUAAAUUAUAAAUGUUAUGUUUAGGAAAAUAAAACCUUGGUUAUUUUAGUAAAAAAAAAAAAAGAAUAGCAGUUAAACACUCCUUUCAUUAUGUCCAGUAAGUGAGCACAUUCCAUAUGGAAAUUAAGAAAACUUGAAACAAAACGUAACUCUUGGAAUGAAUUGAAACAUUCCAAUUUUACACAUUUUGAUAUUAAUGAGUGCUUGUUUUACCGGCGUAAUAUUCAUAGACCAGUAUUAUAUAUUUAUAUAAACACAAGUAUUUUAGCGUUUGCUAUAACCAUUUUGUCUUUAUACCAGUUUAAAAAAAUCUUAAAUAGUUAAACUAUUUAAGAUUUUUUUUACACCCUUUCCUACAAAUGUUCAUUGAUUAUCUUCAAAUUGAAGGUACAUUAGAAAAAGAUAUUUAUAUAGCCAUUGCAAAAUAUCUCGUAAUGUCAGACCCGUUAGGCCUGUGUAAAUACCUUUAACUCGUUAAAUUACAUAUGAAAGAGCACUUAAGAGUUGCGUAGGCGAUGAACAUUUGUCCGCCGAGGAUAAAAUUUUCCCUUUUGUGCAGCUAACAUUGUAAUCUGUGCACUAGCGCGGACAUAUGUAUGUCGUAGCAUGCAUGUGUUCUAUUAUGACAGAUAAAAAUAUACGGCGAUGAUCGUCCGUUGUUUACAUUAGGCCUUUAUUGUGAUGAAUUUUUACAUUUUUUUAUCGCAGAAUAAGAAAAAAUAUACAUUAUUCACGAAAAGCCUUAUACCUAUCUUCCAAUUGUGCAUCGCGGCGUUAAUCGCGGUAGUAAAAACAAACAUGGUCUGCCCGAUCAUACAUAGUUACCGUAGUCUAACACAUGGACAUAAAGUUUCAAAGCUUCAGCCAGUGACCAAUCUUAGUAAUGCAUGCUGUUUGCAUUACGAAUUUAUUUGUAUAUUUUAAAGACUUAGGUAUGUGGCAUAGUAGUGCUUACAUUAUGUGAAUGAAAUCGCAUUUUGGGUUCUGUUUUCGGUUGUGCUAUUUUAAGAAAUUAUUUUUUGUAAACACAAAAUACUUUUAUAUCGUGAGAUUGCUUACUGGCUGUACAAGGCUUUAUAAUAAUAUAUAUAUUUUUUUGUUUUUUUUUUAUGUUAAUGAUCAGUAUUUAAUAUAUUUUUAGAUGCUAUAGUUUACAGUUAACAGUUAUUAUUAUUAUUAAAUGUCUGUAUUACAUAGAGCCUAUAUUUAGGCAAAGCGUAUGUUGAGAAUCUAAGAUGCAGAUACUGCAGCGUAGCAUAAUAUAAAAUGACAGAGCUUAGAAAUCAAUGCACAUAAAUGGUACAUUUCUACAAAUAACAUGUAUCUGCUCAUAGUAUUUGAUAAGCGUCUAUUUUUUGGUUGAUUCAUGAAAAUAAACUCAAAAAGAAAAUUUUGCAUGAAACAAUAAAAAAACAAAUAUACAAGCGUCGCAGUGAGACACGUUGCUUGCGUUCUCAGCAUAUUCUUAGCCUUAUACUUAACAUCCUUUAGUAUUUGACAGUAUUACUUGAUUCGACCAUCCACUGAGCAAACUGUAGAAGAUUUUCAUUUAAUAACAAACCGACUAUAUCAUAGAUACAUAAUGUAUUGUUUAAUACAACAUUGUGAUUUUUAAUAUGUUACCAUUUGGUAACAAUUUUGUCAGUAUAUAAUUGAUAUAUUAUUUAUGGUUGGAUUAAGAUACUGAGUAAAUUAUUCGCAUGUAACAUUUUAUCUAAUAAAAAUAGUGUCGACAUUAUCACAUAUCAUAAAAAUGUAAAGAAAUAUGAUAAAAUCAGUUUUGUUAUUAAAUUAUAGUUUAACAUAAAAAUAAGACAUCUCGAACAACUUUCUAGUUAUAACGCACAAAAACUAACGUAUCAUUUAAGUUUAUAUUUUAAGGUGCAUCCAGGUUUCAGUUGAUUUGACAAAAUUAUGAUGUUUUAUAAUUUACAAUAACAAAGAAUUAACAUCCUACUGCUGGACAAAAUACUCCAUAAGAGGAAAGUAGCCUACUAAUAGCAAUCUGGGGAAGCGGCUUGGGAUAUUGCUUCGAGAUUUUCUCUUGUACUUGUGUAUCACUUGUCAAAUGGGAGUAGAAAAGGAGUGAUGACACAUUUCCUACUUUAUCAACAAAACGGGGGUCAGUUACCAACGAAAUUGGCGAAUUGAAUAUUCUCUUGGUUAAUUAUUAGAAAAAUGUAAAUAGUUUAGAAAAAAAAAAAAAAUAGAAACUUCUUAGAAAUACAGAAUUUUAGACAAGUAACAUCCGUUAGUAACAAGUGAGAGUAAUAUCCCAAUUUUCUCAAUGGACUAAAUCACUUUACAGUGAUAUUAAGGCAAUUUUUAUGCUUGCUAAUUUAAUUAAUUGUUAUUGUAGAUAUAAUGACACUAAUGAUUUAAAACACUAUUCAAACGCAACCCUAAAACGUUUUUCCCUAUUUAUUUUAUUUACAUAUUAUGUAACAAGGGUAGGUACGAGUCGGUAAAUUAAGUGCCUGUUCUACGAGUUGCAAAUAAAUUCUCUGAUAAAAAAAAUGUUGAUCCUAUGUGGGCUUUUGUAAUUUUUAUGUUUAAUUUUCCGAUUUAUGUAUUACAAAUUGUUUAGUUGAUACAUUUUUACCCAGUGGAGUUUUAUAGGGUUAAAAUGUAUUAUGCAAACAAGUUAAUAUCAUUUGUCAAGAGGUGGUAUGCUUUUAAUCUAAAAAAAAAAAAAACUUAUUAACAAGAACUAUUCUGUUGAAUCGUGGUAGAAACAUGUACAAGAUAUCAUGGCGGACGAUAUACCCAAAUUAUAUAAUUACCUAAGCAUACUUUUAUACUCCUAAGAAGAUCAGACAAUUCUAGUUUCAUAUCUAUACUUUGAAUUCAUAUAUAAACUUUGUUAUAUAAAAGUAUUACUAAUAUACAAUAAAGUGAAAUAAGUAAAAAUUUUAGACAUGAUUACAUAUUUGUUGAUAAUACAAAGUAAUUACUAAGAGCCUAUUUUUUCGUAAUCGUAACCAUAAAUGAAAAUAUUUUUGAAUAACAUAAUUGUGAAAAGAUUAACCAUAUACAUUAUAAAAUAUUUCUACUAAUAAGAAACCUAGAAAAUGCAUCAAAGUACCUGAUUUGAAAAUUUUAAUGUUUAUUAUUGUUGUAUACAAAUGAUUAUCAUAAUUAUUUGCAUUUUCCUUCAAAGUUACCAAAAUGACACCUGUAUCAAACUGAUACCCACCUAAAGCCUAUUAUAACAAAUUAAACAGAAUCUAAAUCUCUUCCAAUAUAAUUUCUAUGUAAUUAUAUAGAUAUUUUCCUCUGUGUAGAUAGAUAUUCUAAAAUCUCUAAACUGCUUUAAACCCGCCCUUAUGCACACCUACCCUCUUUUCCCCCCUCUUGAAAUUGUUUUUUUUUUUUUUUUUUAUUUUAAAAUAGCGAAAGUGCCAUUCGUUUUAUAGAUAGCAAUUAUUAUUUAUGAACUCCAGAUUGGCAGUUUAAAAUCCAUAAAAAUUAAAUUAUAUUUCGACUCCUCGUCUAGUUAGGACGUAUAAUGUGUAGUUAGCUGCUAUAGUCUACACUAUGAUACAUCACAGUUGAUAUUUUAUCUGAAGAAAUGUUAAAAAAAAAAUGUAAUACACACGUUAUGUCAAUCUCAUAUUUGCAUAAAACAGUCAUCUUAAUAAAUUUUAAAUUGUGUGUAAAGUUAUAAUUGAUUGGAUAAUUAAGAAAAAAAUACAUGCUAAGAUUGUUACUGUAUAUGAAAGUAUAAAUAUGUAUAUUAAAUAAUUAAAUUUCUAUUUUUACUGAGAUGACAAAUUAAUAAAUAAAAAUAUGUACACGAGUAGACAAUCGAAAAGGAUAGUUGAUUCCAGUGUGUGGGCAUGGAAUUUAAAAGUAGAAACUAUAAAGAAGGAGUUUGAAAACUUAAUCAUGAAAACGGGUUUUGUUGUUAUAUUACUAAUUUAUACUUUAAUAUAUACUUUGAGUAUCAAUUUUUUUACUUUAUAAUAACCAUCUAAUUCUAGCUAAAUAUCGAAAAACAUUUGCCAGCAUUAUAAUAAGAAUAGACUGGGUAAACGUAACACUCGUGUACUUUAUGAUAUACUUCACAGUGUGACCAAAAUGCAUUCUUCUUCCCUUUAGAUUCUGCAUAGGUUAAAAAAGUUGUCAUAAAAUACGCAUUUAAUACAUAAUUUUACGAGAUGAGAUACCGUACACGACACUUGUGCGGCGUAAACGAGUCACAUCUUGUCACUGCGGUGUCUGUUGCUUGCGAGCUUAAUUUAGCUAUUAAUUAAUAGGAAACCGUCAACAUGCCAAUUGUUAUUAUUAUUGAAAUUACGGAAAUGUCAGUUCUACUUGGAUUGAUUCUUAUGGAUACAUUAUUAUUUUCGAAAGGGUUUGGUAUGGAUAGCAAGUUAUAACAUGUGAAAUAUUUACCUCGUCUAUCUAUUAUUAUUACAUGUUGUUUGGUUGUGCCUUAAAUAGCUAAUUUUUACAUGAGUGAUGGAAAUAAAACUACUCAAAUGCAUAAUAAACAGGCACUUUCUUAACCUUACAGUUUCAAUUUGCAAAACUAUUUAUUUUCUGUUAUUCUUUAUUACAAUAAUAUAAUGGUUUUAUGGUUGUAAUACCUAUUUAUCUAAUUAUUGCUUGAACCCGAUUAUUUAAUAGUUUACAUUUUUAAUUUAUUGUAUAUUAUUUUGUUAGAGCAGAGGUCUGUUUUAGUUACAUUAUCAGAUGUAGGUACUAUGGUUAUGUCAUACUAAAAUGUCAAUGGUUUCUAUGUAUCAACUUGGCUAAUAAUGAUGCCAAAGUAGGGAUAUAAUUAUAAAUUAACAAAGUAUAAUAGUAAAUAUUAUGUAACUUUUUAAACUGAUAAAUUUAGGAUGAGAGGAAAGAUAUUACCUCAAUAUGGAAUUGUAUAAUUUUGUUAACAUUUAAGUAAUAUAAGUAUUUUACAUGGUUGCAAAUAAAUUUACAUAUAUUUUAAUAUA
Messenger RNA from Galleria mellonella (greater wax moth), 6999 nucleotides. It is a transcript of the gene oys, whose product is annotated as lysophospholipid acyltransferase 6. The transcript has 11 exons. Gene Ontology annotation, biological process: lipid modification. The record is from RefSeq and is a predicted model, not a curated record. Lineage: Eukaryota; Metazoa; Arthropoda; Insecta; Lepidoptera; Pyralidae. Gene Ontology annotation, molecular function: acyltransferase activity. Bases 287 to 1813 code for a protein of 508 amino acids. Gene Ontology annotation, cellular component: membrane.